UGAGGCUCAAGCUCGCCGCUGGGGUCGGAGGUCACGGCGAUCAGCUCCCAGGCCGAAGAAGGAAGAUGGCGGUGGAAUCGCGCGUUACCCAGGAGGAAAUCAAGAAGGAGCCUGAGAAGCCAAUCGAUCGUGAGAAGACGUGCCCGCUGCUGCUGCGGGUCUUCACCACCAACAACGGCCGCCACCACCGCAUGGACGAGUUCUCCCGCGGAAACGUGCCGUCCAGCGAGCUGCAGAUCUACACCUGGAUGGAUGCAACCUUGAAAGAACUGACUAGUUUAGUAAAAGAAGUCUACCCAGAAGCUAGAAAGAAGGGUACACACUUCAAUUUUGCAAUUGUUUUUAUGGAUCUUAAAAGACCUGGCUAUCGAGUGAAGGAGAUUGGCAGCACCAUGUCUGGCAGAAAGGGGACAGACGACUCCAUGACACUUCAGUCGCAGAAGUUCCAGAUAGGCGAUUAUUUAGACAUAGCCAUUACCCCUCCCAACCGAGCACCGCCUCCUUCAGGGCGGAUGAGACCUUACUAAAUCCUGUUUACCUUCUCGAAUUUAUUUUUCAGCCACUUAUGUAAAAUAAGAUACUUAGAUACUUCUUCCUCCCCUGAUUUUUGCCAUUAAGCCUUUAAAUUCUGAAAAAUUGUAACACAUCUAUUUAGGAGUUAGAUUUGGAUGUACUAUAGUAUGAAUAUUAUUAGAAAGUCCACGUUUCAAGCCCUUCUGUAAAAUAUGAAGAAAAGUGCUCUUAGCAUUCCGUGUGAAACUGUAUUGUGAAAUAUAUGUGUGCAAUCAG
Dipodomys spectabilis (banner-tailed kangaroo rat) is the source of this 789-nucleotide messenger RNA. RefSeq names its product Sin3A associated protein 18 (gene Sap18). The transcript is spliced from 4 exons. The record is from RefSeq and is a predicted model, not a curated record. NCBI's taxonomy places the organism in Eukaryota, Metazoa, Chordata, Mammalia, Rodentia, Heteromyidae. Gene Ontology annotation, cellular component: nucleus. Gene Ontology annotation, biological process: negative regulation of DNA-templated transcription. The coding region runs from base 66 to 527 and encodes 153 amino acids. Gene Ontology annotation, molecular function: transcription factor binding; transcription corepressor activity.